Messenger RNA from Acanthoscelides obtectus, 755 nucleotides. The record is from the annotation of a GenBank genome assembly. NCBI's taxonomy places the organism in Eukaryota, Metazoa, Arthropoda, Insecta, Coleoptera, Chrysomelidae.
CUGCUUGACUGAUAAUUGACAUUGACAAGUGAAACGUCAAGCAGGCGUCCUGGUUAUGUUUACGUUUUUCAUCUGAAAAUAAAUAAUUUUCUUAAAAUAUCCGAAGCAUCCUCAAAUUUUACGGUAUUAUUCCACUGUGAUCAACAAAAGUUUUCUCCAAUAUGUCGAUCGGUGUACCAAUUAAAGUGCUGCACGAAGCAGAGGGUCAUAUUGUAACCUGUGAAACCAUAACCGGCGAAGUUUACCGGGGAAAACUCAUAGAAGCAGAGGAUAAUAUGAAUUGCCAAAUGACACAAAUCACUGUAACUUACAGAGACGGCAGAGUAGCCCAACUAGAAAACGUUUACAUCAGAGGUUCAAAAAUUAGAUUCUUAAUAUUGCCAGAUAUGUUGAAAAAUGCACCUAUGUUUAAGAAACAGACUAAAGCGGGAACUGCUGGUAGAGGGAAGUCUGCGAUACUUCGAGCUCAAGCUCGUGGUAGAGGAAGAGGACAACCUCCACCUAUGAGAGGUAGAGGUGGACCAUGGCAGAAUCAACAAGGUGGUUCAGCAGGUCGAGGCAGAUAAUUUGCUUAGCAGUAUGGUGUAUGCUUUGUGUGUGAAAGUACUUGCAGUGUUUACUAAAAAAAUCUUGGUUAGUAUGUAAGAGUUGUGUAAUGUAAAAACUCUUGAGAAUUCCUGAUUAAUUGGACUUAAUUCUAUGAAUAAAAAACUUUGUUUAUAGUUAUUUUAUAAUUUAAAACCUGAAUGUAUAGC